This is a messenger RNA of Malaya genurostris, 9983 nucleotides long. RefSeq lists its product as uncharacterized. NCBI's taxonomy places the organism in Eukaryota, Metazoa, Arthropoda, Insecta, Diptera, Culicidae. The record is from RefSeq and is a predicted model, not a curated record. The transcript is spliced from 7 exons. Gene Ontology annotation, cellular component: nucleus. Bases 1556 to 3130 code for a protein of 524 amino acids.
CUUCUCUAAUAUCGGCAGUGCGCUUGAACGAUCGAUGAGCAUAGUGGCCACGGACAGUUUCGCUAGUCGUCUUGUUUUCCUCCGCGAACGCGUUCACGGUGUGUGAGUGUGAUUCGUGAUAUUUAUACUGUCGGGGGAAAGACUUAAUCGAUUACUGUUCUGCGUUGAACUAACAAUAAGUCCCGCUAGCAGAGCUAGGCUAGUAGACUCUACCUUAAAACCGAUGUUUGUUUUUUGACUGUGUGAAUUAGUGUUGCAAUAGAAUCACGAAUCACUGUUUCGAUUUGGAGUGAUGGCUGUCAUCAUGUGAUAAAAUUGAGUUGUUUUAGGGCGGCCAUGAUAGGAACCCAGCCUGUGCCACGAACGAAGUGCGUUUGUUUCGAAAGCUACAUUGGAACAGCGGAUUCUUUCUUGGAUUGCACAAUUGCAACUAGCUAGAGAACUAUUCCAGUUUGUUCCAGUAAAAAAAUAUCAAUUUAGCAUUUCGUGAACCCGAUAGUUAUCAUCAAUACAGUAGAUUCGUACGGAACCCAGUUCAAAUCAAGAGAUUAGUGACCGAAUCAAACGAUUCUGAAAGGCCAAAGUAGGGAGCACUGGCAAUCGCAAACUGUGGCUGUACCGUCCGUCAUUGACGACUGCACCAGUAGUAAGCUGUCAGAUGGAAAACGUUCAGCGGAUGCAUUAGUCGAUUUAGUGCGCGGUGAAUGCAGUAUCUCGUAGGUACAAAAUCAAUCCCCUGAACGCAAUAACCCAGCUUCGUCGCUCAACAUAAAUAUUACCUAAUCAUAGAGCGGAACGCACGCAUUCUCGCGCACAUACACGCAAAUACAUUGCAGCUGGUGGUGCGAUUCGAGUUCCGGUGAGUGCCAAGGCAGCAAAGGUAAACAUUGGGAUACUCACCGAAAACGGGAACUCUACACAUCUGUCACCACGGCGAAACGCGGAGAGCGCAUCUGAUGUGCAAUCGGAUUGCAUAACGCAAAUGCACCCAGCAAUAAUGGAUACAGAUUUUCCGCUGCCCCGUACGUCACUAUAGCAACAAACACUCAAACGAGCACUCACAUCGGGCCGUCGGGCAAGUGUAAAUAAAAAUACAAAAUAUUCCGAACCUCCGUCCGUCUCAUCCACACCCGUAAGCUGAUUGGUGUCUGGUGUUCUGGCUGAUGGUGUAGAGUUUACACGUAUUCUAGAAAAGCAUAGGAUUGCGCGAUCGAACGGGACACUCGCGCCAGUAAGCUGUGGUAUUGGUGUACCAGUGCUGCUACGGCCGCAGUCAUCCAUCUUUGAUUUCGCCACACACACCCACACUCAUGCGCGGGACCCGUUGCUGCUGCAUUGCUCUCAGCUCGGUCAGUGGCAGUAGAGCAGGCUGGUCUAGUAUCGUGCAGUAGGCCUAGCAGAGAGCUGCAAGUUUUUGGCCAUUGGCAGCAGUCCACUGGCUCUGUGGCAGUGAGUAGUGACAGGGAGACUCGUCAGCGGAGUGAGUGAGCAAGCGAAUACCGUCCAUCUAGCGAACGGGCGAAAGAGACAGUAUAGAGAGGAGAGAAGUUGUAAUAUGGCUGUGUUUUUAAUUAACAUAUGCAAGUUUAAUGGUUGUGGCAUUACUUUUCCGAGCUUGAGUGAUCUAAUACAGCACAUCGAGGAUACACAUAUUGAUUACGACUCCCAGAACCUCGGCCAGAAGGAAAAAUCACAAUCCACUUGUCUUCCGUUGAGCUACGUGCUCCGCUUCAUAACCGAUCCAUCGCGGAGGGAGAAUGCGCUCCUGAACGGUACCACCGGGGGUGCAGCCGGUGGGGGCACCUUGAAAGGAAUCACUUCCGGGGGAGGCACGGGCGAUGGCGGUACCGGUUAUCAGAGCACACCACCCGGGACACCGGGCAGUACGAACUCAUCGUCCGAACACAUCUCCCGAUCUACCGGACAGUAUCAACUUAUCAGCGGUGCCGGGAGCGGUUCCGGUGGUAAAGGUAGCACAGCUGGAGAUGGUAAACUGGCUCCGUCCGGAACCGACAUGAAGCGAAAGAUUGCCAUCAAACAUCACAGCUACAGCAUGUCGUCGUCGAAUCGGAGUACGACUCCUACCGGCAGUGAAAUGGAUGAUGAUGAUAUGAUGGUUUCCGAGUCGGAGGACAGUAACGAUUCAUGGACGACGGAGGAGUUCAGUUCGGAGUUCAUAAUGCGUUAUGGAAGCAGGCGACAUUCUUCUUCCGGUGGGAACGGACUCAAUUCGUCCAAUGAGAAACCGUUUGCAUGCCCCGUUCCGGGAUGUAAGAAGCGUUACAAGAAUGUUAACGGUAUCAAGUAUCACUCGAAGAACGGCCACAAAAAGGACGGAAAUCGUGUCCGGAAAGGCUUCAAAUGUCACUGCGGAAAAUCUUACAAAACCUCCCAAAGACUAAAAAACCAUCAACUGAGCACGCAUCAGAAUCCGGUGGUGGUGGAUGCUGCCGUUGGUUCUUUGCAGGCACCGUCGGUCGGUGCUAUUACUGCUGCUGCUGCUGCCGCCGCCGCACUCCAGCAGCAGCUGUCUACGUCCUCAACGUUGUCAUCGUCGUCGUCGUCACCCUGUUCGUCUUCUGUGUCGUCGUCCCUUGUUGCAUCCGUAUGUUCCUCCACCAACAGUAACAACAGUAGUAAUAACAAUUGCAGUGCGACGGUUGUGCCUGGCGGGACCGUUGUUGCCACCGCAGCAGUAUCUAGUCAAAUUGCUUCGUCGUCCUCGAGCUCGUCAUCGUCAUCUUCUUCAUCGUCGUCAUCAUCCUCAUCCUCAUCGUCGGCCGGUUCGCCGAAUGGCAAGUAUGACAAUCUCGGUAUACUGACGCCGGCUACUUCGCCAAAGUUGACACUGGUAAAUGCGGCCAGUGCCGGGCAGGAGAAUCUACUCCCGAUGACACCGAUCAGCCCGAAUGGUAACAGUACGAACAGUGCCACCAGUGGUGGUACUACAGGAGGAAACAUUCCCGCUUCCAGUGUCACGCCCACUGCUGGCGGCGGCGGCAUUGGCGGUGGUGGUGGUGGUGGAGGUGGAGGAGGUGGUACGAACAGUUCCACACUGGUAACUAGCAAAACUUCGGCUGUGCUGUCGGCGGCUACUCUGGUGAGUCAGCUGCAAACCGAAGAGACGUAGCCGAUACUCAAGAACCUACUGCUGAGAAAGUGAUGGAGGUAAUCGCAGUGCGAACCGUUUCCGGAACGAUCCGCGGUUUGCGAGUGAGUUCGUUUUGUUUUAUUUCUAGUAAAAAAAAAUACGCUUUUAUCUUUAUCGACACCUUGGUCAAGUACAGAGAUAUAACUAAUUAGGCAAAAAAAAAAACAAAACAAAAAUCUAAAUCACACAAUUUAUAACUAAAUAAUUAACCGCAUAGGUACAGUUUAGAGCUUCGAACGAUUAUCAGUAGUAUUCAGGACAGGCCGAAUUCAGUGUUUCACGCAAACUUAUUGUUGUAGAGCAAUAUCAAACAGAAACAGAACCAAUAACGAGCUCCCCCAAACAAAACGCCUAGCCUAUAAAUUCAGACGUAACUCGGAUCGUCGUCGGUCACUAUGACGGACCAUAAAUACUAAAUUUUAUUUUAACCAAGUCGAUUCCGUACUUAAAACAGUCCGUUUUUCUGUUUCCUUCCUAUCUGUAUAGUAAUCAUUGUUAACUUUUUUUUAUUGAAUUGUCUAUAAAUAGUUUUAUGUUUUCUUCCCAAGUUUUAAACACCACAACACAACUGCUUUGAUCAUAUUUCUAGGCAAGCCAUUUCGGAUCAAUGCUCGAAGAUUGUAUCGUUGUCGCAAGUAUAGAUUGAAAAACAAAAACAAAAUAUAAGCCAAUCAAUAUGUUUAAUAAUUAUUAUUUAGAUCUCAGAUUAUCGCUCGUAGCUUAUUUAUGUAUGCUUGUGUGUGUGUGUGUCAAAGAACAACAACAACAGAAAAAUAAGCACACAAAUGUAUAUGAAAGGAUUAAAUACCGACAAAAUGCAAUCAAAUGCAAACGAAAAAAAAUGAUAUAAAGGAAUGAUGCCAAUGAUACCAAAUCUAAACGUAGGGUCUGAUUCUUCUCCGAAGAACAGUUGAUAACGAAGCUCCGUAUGUAUGGAUGGAUGCAACCGUAAAUUGUGCCCCCACCCCUCCGCCGGUAUGCGGGUAGCGAUGAAAAAAUAACUUACAGUCCUUGAUCGGUUGUAAUCAGUUGAUUUGUACAGCCUGGCACUGUCACGAGGUCUGGUUGAAGAUUCCAAAACAUUUUGGAGUCAUACAAUUGUACCUUCGAUUCCGAGGAAUCGGAAUAUUUCAAACAAAUGGAAAAAUUUCCAUUCUGCAUGGAUCGUAAACCUUCAUACCAACCAACCCAAAAAGGAUCAAAAUGAUUUAUGGAAGCUGUAGCAAAAAAAGUAUCUUUCAGAAAAGAGUGACUACCUUCUAUAAAUUGUGAACCUGUGCUCUUCCAAUUAGGCCAACCUGGGAUUUUGGGGAGUAUGAAGGCAAUCAACAGCGACACUGUGCUGUGAGGUGCAGUUUUAAAAUGUUGUCCUUGGAAACGCAACCAAGCAUUUAUUUACAAUCUCUUGUCCAUCCAGUGAUCGACCAAUUUUCUUCUCCAACGUAUGCUCGGUAAAGACAGCUAGACAAUAGAUAAGUCGUCAAUUGUUUUUACUGGGUGAAUGAUAGGUAUGAAAAAUUUUUAUCACCAGGUGAAUUUUGCGAAUGCCUACUCACAGCCCAGGUGCACGGUGUCCUACACUGAAAAAAAUCGAUUUUCAAAAUUUAAAGUCGAUUGGCAAAAAAUAAUUUAUUUCUAAGGAAAAAAUUGUCUAAAUUUUUUUCUCGUCCACUCUGAUACGCUUUUUUUGCAAAUAUCCGACAACCUGCGGCAGAGUAUUCUGUGAAUCUUCUCACAUCUUUGGAUCCGAAGACGCCUAAAAAAUCAGUUUUGACAAGAAACGGUUUUUGUUAGAAAUUUCCGAAAUCGAAAAAUUUGUUUUGAUGCCAAAUGUCUUAGAAUUGCAUGAGAAACGUCAAGAUCUAGUAUCAUCUAUGCAUUUUUUUUAUUUUUUGAACAAAAAUCGACUUUUUGAAUUUUCUAAAAUCGAAAAUCUUUGUUUGAUGCCAAAUAUCUUAGAAUUGCAUUAAACGUCGAGAUCUAGUGUCCUCAAAAAACUUUUUUUUUAAAGAAAUCAACUGGGACUUUUGAAAUGUUUGCAAUAGAAAAUUUUUUGAUGCCAAAUGUCUUAGCAUUACAAGAAACGUCGAGAUUUUUUGUUAAUCCGAUUUUUUUUAAUCUGUCUUAGAAUUGCGUGAAACAUCGAAAUCUAGUGUCACCUAAUUUGUUUUUUCAAAUCGACUGAGAUUUCCGUAAUCGAAAAUUUUUGUUUUUUGAUGCAUGAUGAUGUCCUAGCAUUACAUGAAACGCCGAGAUUUUGUGCUAACCCGGAAACGUUUUUUUUUAAUCUCGACCGGAAAUUUUUGAAAAUUUCUGAAAUUGAAAAUAAAAUUUUUAUGCCAAAUAUCCUUGAAUUGCAUGGAACGUUGAAAUUUAGUGUCUUUUUAAAUAAUUAAUUAAAAAAAAAAAUCGACCCUUGGAAAAAUGUUGAUAUUUCCGAAAUUCCGAAAAAAUUAGUUUGGAUCCCAAACGGCUAAAAAUUGAAUGAAACGUCGAAAUCUGUCAUCCAAACAAAAAUUUUUUAAAUCGAUUCUGGGACUUGAAAUUUUUGUAAUCGAGCAUUUUUUUUGAUACCUAAUGUAAGCUUUUUGAGAUUUCUGAAAUCGGAAAAAAAAAAGUUGAUGCCAAAUGUCUUUAAGUUGCAUGAAACAUGGAGAUCUGAUGUUAAUAUCUCGGCAUAGAAAAAAAAUUUAAGUCCCAGAGUCGAUGUUAUUAAAAAAAAUCUAUGGAUAACACGUUUGGCAUAAGAAAAUCAAUUCGAUCUCAAUUUUUUUCUAAGCCCCAGAGUGUCAUUUUUUUCAAAUUCUAAGGUAGUCGAGAUUUUAUAAUGACCCUUGAUUCCCUGUCUUAAUUUUUUUUUUCCAAACAAAAAAAUAGGGACAUUGGGACUUUUUUGAGGUACUUAAACUGUUGAGCACUACCACUUUACGAAGUUAGAGACGACUCCAAAAUAUUGACACCUUAAAAUUCAUCCAUCUUGGGAGAAAUUGUAUUAAUAUCCAAAAUUCCAAGUUUUGUUGUAAAUCAAUGUAAAUUUUUGAAAUCAAUUUUUUCAGUGCAGGACUCGUUCGCGAUUUUUUUCCAGUAUUUUGAUUCGAAAAUUUGACUGAUUUUGUGAACAUUAUUAGUAUUACACUUUUUUCUGUAGGCUUUGUCAUUUUUCUAAAAAAUCUAUUUGAAAAACAUUGGUAAGAAAGUUGAGUCCUUUCCAAAAGAUAGUCCAGAUCAAUUUUGGAGAAAACAAAGUAUGCAGUGACAUUUUGGUACAAAGUCAAAUCCGGGUCAAAUCGAUCUUGUUGGUAGCAUACCACUUCAGAAGCAACUUGAACUAGUGGUAGUUGGCCAAAUCUCCCCAAAAGAUGAGCUUGCCCCCAUUGCUUGCGGAUGAACGGCAAUACACGCUUUUUAGGCAUUCAUCGAUAUAAACUUGGAACCGUCAAAGAUGUGACAAUUGGUUUCGUUGUCUGACCGUAACAGCAAAUCGCUUGCCAAGUCAUGAUUUUUUUACGCGAACUUGUUCGCAAACAUGAACAUUUCCGAACCAUUCCCACGUCCAGUUGUAAUGUGAAACUUUUGACCGGGAAGCUACUUAAGUGGGUCGGCUAAUGUGCUAGAUAAAAAAUCGCUUUUUUCAUGAAUCUUGUCUAAAAUAUGUAUAGAAGACACCAACAAAAUGAUUUUUUUAUUUGAAGCGGUUGAAAAAUUACACGCGCUAGAACACGUGCCGCUUAAGGGCGAAGCCAGAGAGAAAGCGACAAGCGACGCGAAGCGAAAGUUGACAGAUCGCACGGAGUCGCGCGGCAGAGCUCCGUCCACUCGAGUUCAGCAGAAAAAUGACAAGUAUGUCAGAGUGAACUCGAUGCGUUGCGAAGCGACUACUGGCCGAUCGAAUCGCACUCACUCUGACAUACAUGUUAUUUUUCUGCUGAACUUGAAUUGACGGAGCUCUGCCGCGCAACUCAGUGCGAUCUGUCAAGUUUCGCAUCGCUUCGCUUCGCGUCGCUUGUCGCUUUCUCUCUGCCUUCACCCUAAGGGUGAAGCCAGAGUGAGAGCGACAAGCGACGCGAAGCGAUGCGAUGCGAAUAUUAAAGGACCGCAUGGCGAAGCACGACCGAAUUUCAUCCAUUUAAAAAAAAUAAACAUUCCGGCUUUAACGCACUUCAGUGCCUUGUUGCGCAACUGACGAUUGCUGGCUCCAGUUUUUUCACAGACCUGCAGAUUCCUUAGAUUACAUUAGGAUUUCCUUGUAGGUUUUGAGCACUUCUUCAGCAAUUUGUCCAGCUUGGAACCGGACCACUCCGGAUUUUUCAGAUGUUUGUGUACAAUUUUUUUUUCUUUCGAGUUCCAUUUGACAUUAACUUUGAGUGAGAUUGACUACUUUGAUCAAACUUGCUGUCAAAGAUUGUCGAUUUUCAACACUAGAGACGUGUGCCGGCGGCACGCAAGGGGCCUGCCAAUUUACUUUUAGUCAGUAUUUACCAGUACAGUAGAUCGAGAUGAAAGUUCCCAUACUUUUGUAGUGAGUGACAUUCGAUAUAACUGGCAGAGAGGAGAGCGAUAAAAUCGGUCAAAACGUUUUUUCGGAUCAGAAAAAACGUCAAUAUAACAAUCGAGAACCGCAAUAAUUUCAUAUCAACAUUCAACAGUUUUGUGAUUUAGACGCGUUUCUUCAAGUUUCUUUAUUAUCAUUAUUAUACCGUUCAUUUCAUCCCGUCCGGUUGUGACCAUUCGUUGGUCAUUCACCGGAAAACCUUACGGGGUUUCAAUGUAAUAAAAAAUAAAGCGCAAACAACUUUUUUGCCAACAACCAGAAUUUGUGUGGCGAUAAAAAUCCUCUGUAAUCAAAUUCACCAGGUGUUAGACUGCUCCAAUGACUUUGCGAUGACAUCGCUUCAUAAAGCUAGACGUCUUGAAGGGAUUUAAUCUCAGUGCCAACAGUCGGUAUUUUGCGUUUCUUCUCCUAAUGAAAAAAAAUUCAAUUUAAUUCAACGGCGAUCGCACGAGGCUUCCGGUUAUUUGCACUGUCAAUUUCUUCACCUCAUUUCUACGCCUACUGAGCAAAUCAACUGCUGCACCGAGCAAGCCGCGUAGUUUGUUUUUCGAAAGAAUCACCCGAAAAUCAAAUGCUCAAUAAUAGAUCAUUAUCAUUCAUUUACAUCGCAUAUCGCUUGAAGAAAAAACCAAAAACCUUAUUUUUUCCUCGAGCAAAACAAAAAGCAUUCGAAUUGCGUACUAUUGAGAUUACACGAAGCUAGCUGAACAGAACAAUCUGUUUCUGCUCCCUUCAAAGACACCGUCGCUCGAAUGUGUUUGGAAAGCCUCUACCCGAGGCUCUCAUAUCUUGAUGUAGCUACGCGUAGUAGAAUAACGAAUCUGUUUUCUCAUUUUCCGAGAAAUAGAGGCGCCUCAUUAUUCACAAACAUCAUACAUACCUUGUGUUGAUUAUAAAAGCUGUGAUUUUUACAAACAUCCUUAUGUUUUAGAUCCCGUGAUCCCGCCCCCCCUAAGCCCCUGUCCGUAUGUAAUUAGCUGUAACUUCCCCCCUCCCCCAUUCCUUCCACCUUUUCCUUUGUAUGUAGAGCACUAACAGAUAAGUAUCUUUCAAUCCCCUUACCAGCAAUACUGCUAUCCUUCAACUGUUAUUAAUGUUAGUAAAAAUAGUAGUCGAUUAUGUCGUUUUAAGUUAGUUCUAGCAAUAAUAACAACAGCAACAAAACAAAUAACCCCAUUCGAGAAAAAUAAUCCCGGCUGGGUAAAUAAUGUGUAUAGUUAAGGCGGCCUGGUAAACGCCUACUGCCUAGUUCGAUUUAUCUUCUUGGUGUAGAUGUCAAAUCAACGUGGUCUAAGCUGGGUUAAAUCUCAAGAAGUUUAUGGUUAGAGCGUGUGUCAAUUUGUGAAGGAUUUUCAGGUUACUUUAUAACAUUACUGUGGUAAUAAGCAGCAUGACCUCGACAUACACUCUAAUCAUAAGUUAUGCGAAAAACUCAGUACUAAUUUGGCGUAAGAUGUUUCCGAUUUAAAAAAAAACAGUAUGAUAAUAGUAUAUCUCUUAACACACCGACAACGGCUCAUUUCAGUACCCAAACCUUGGUGCACCGGUAUGAGAAGUGCGUUUCUCACACACCCACACAAAUAAAAGUAAAAGCAGUUAAUGAAGUAGAAUAGUCCAUUGUUUGCGUUCAAAUAUACACCAUGUACAGAAUUACCUUAACAGUGACAGAAACAAAAACUCAUCUUGCGUCAGUCGCCAUCGAUGGAAGAUAAUUGCGAUUGGUAGGCACAGUAGGCCACGGCUAGUAAAAGAAAAAAAAAGCGGGGAUAGAAUGCGUUGUUUACUGGAAAGUAAAAUAAAAACAAUAUUGACACGGGGCACGCAGAAGGAUCUCCCCGGUCUCCCUUUCUCAUACAUCCACACACACGCUGUUGACGAAGGAAAAAACAUGUGAAAACUUCAUAGCUAGUCAAAUUUUAUGUUGUUGUAAUAUGUAAUUACGUUUUAUCAAAUGGUGAAACUACAAACAAGUAAAGGUGUAAGAAUAAGCGAAGAAAACUAUUAAAUUAUACGAAAUAUUACAUCUAUAAAUUGAUAAAAAGUCCUUUAGUCGUCUUUUAAUGAAAUUUAAGAUUAAAUAUAAAGUUUAAAUUAUUUAUUUAAAUUAAAUUGCAAAAGAAAAAAAAAUAAUGAAAAAAUACAACAAAAAAAAGCUAAAUUAAAUUGUAAAAACAAACCGCAUGAACUAUAUCUCUGUAUGUCAUAUUUAUUGAUAUGAUACUAUAGAAUCCAUAGAUCGGAACACUGAUAAAAGGAAAUAAAAGAAAAACGAAAGUUUCA